Messenger RNA from Serendipita indica DSM 11827, 753 nucleotides. Lineage: Eukaryota; Fungi; Basidiomycota; Agaricomycetes; Sebacinales; Serendipitaceae. The record is from the annotation of a GenBank genome assembly.
AUGGACGCCCUCGACGCCUUUCAAGAUUAUUUCUGGGAUUUUGCACAAGAUCAUCUCCCUUACCAAGUCUACGACACUCUCUACACAUUUUCAGAGCACCUGGCUACCGUCUACUACGGCCUCAACAGAGUCUUCACCUGGGCAUAUAAAUCCGCCAGUGGCACACAGAACGUCGAGGGCCUCUCGGUCUCGGAACAAAUCCUCCCACCGCUGCUGUCCAUCAUCGCCAUUUAUUUUGGACUACUCUCCAUCUACCGUACAACUGCGUCGUUUAUACGAACGACCAUUGCCAUUGUCAAAUGGGGCUUAAUCAUCUCGUUGCUGGCAAUGGGUGCUGGUUAUUUUGCCGGCCAAGGCCAGUUUCAGAACCCGAUUAAUACCGGAAUGCUUCUCAGGGUAGCUUCCGAGUUUAUGAACGGCCAAGACCGCGUGAUGGCUACGCCCGAGGAGCGCGAAGCUAAUCGAGGUCGCAGUUACGGAGGUCGCACACGUACGCAACCUGGAGACGGGCAGAGACGUCGACCAAGCAUCUUUGAACCGUUUCUCAAGAACCAGAACCAGGCGCAGGCAGAGGAGGUGCAGGAGUACGUCAAACAAGUCGUCGACGGCGCUCAAAAGGUCUAUAAAGAUGGAUCUGGUUUCUUUGACAUUUUAUUCAAACGUUCUGCCGACAAGGGCGACGGCAGCGGAGACGAGACGCAGAGGCAGACCCGCUCUCAGACGAGGCGGCCCAGACGCUCCAGAGAGAACUGA